AUGCCUGGAAAGAUUGGCAUCAUUGGCAGCGGACUUAUUGGCCGAAAUUGGUCGAUGAUCUUUGCCAGUCAAGCUUAUGACGUUUACCUUUACGACGUUGUGCCAGAUGCAGUGGAUAAAGCUUUGGUGUUGCUCAAAAAUCAGCUUGAAACGUUUCAAAAUUCAGGUACUCUACGUGGCACCCUAAACGCUGCUGAGCAGUUUGCUCACAUUCACAAAACGACCAAUUUGAAAGAAGCGGUCAACGGUGCUGUUCACAUUCAGGAAUGCGUUUUUGAAAACCUCGAACUAAAGCAGAAGCUUUUCUUUGAGAUAGAUGGUUUGGAGUGCACCUCAAAAGAAGUCGUCCUUUGCAGCUCGACCAGCUGUUUUCUGCCUUCUCUGAUUGCCGAGAAGAUGGUCAAACACCGAACGCAACUCAUCGUCGGCCACCCCAUCAAUCCGCCCUACUUUGUGCCACUUGUGGAGAUUGUGCCCUCGCCGUGGACUGAGCCGGCGGUGCUGGACCGAACUCGCCAGCUGUUGACUUCUGUUGGACAGAAACCGGUUGUGUUGAAACGGGAGAUUGAGGGCUUUAUUGUGAACCGUAUUCAGUACGCCAUACUCAAUGAGUGCUACCGCCUGAUUGAGGGCGGCAUCAUCUCAGUGACGGACGCCGACACUGUCAUGUCAGAAGGACUGGGAAUGCGCUACGCCUUCAUGGGUCCCUGGCAGACGGCCCACCUCAAUGCCGCAGGAAUGGCUGAGUAUUUUGAAAAGUACAGCAAAGGUAUCUACGACGUGAGCACCACCAUGGGACCGACUCCAAAGAUGGAAGGCCCCACUGCCAAAUUGAUUGCCGAUGAGCUGACUAAAAAGAUUCCUAUUGAUAAGCUGGAGGAGCGCCGAAAGUGGCGUGAUCAGCGUUUGAUUGCUCUUUCUCAGUUGAAAAAGAAAAUGGAAUGA
Rhagoletis zephyria (snowberry fruit fly) is the source of this 945-nucleotide messenger RNA. The record is from RefSeq and is a predicted model, not a curated record. Lineage: Eukaryota; Metazoa; Arthropoda; Insecta; Diptera; Tephritidae.